CACAAGCAUCUCUAACACCAUUCAUAUUUAUAACCUCAAACUUUCACUGAAGAUUUAUUAAGCUUCAUUAAGCUACGCAGAACCAGUUCCAGGAACCCUACUCUUAUCUUGCACCCCAGGAAUCCUUUGCGACAGCUCCCAGCCCUGGACCAUGGCUUCUGGGUGAGGCUAAGGUCGAUUUUCGUCCCUUAUCGAUACGUGGAGGGUAGAGACCCUGCCUCCUACAGUACUGCGGGACGUCAAUUCACUGCAAUACACUCUUACUAUAUCCCAAUGCUUCGCCUUCCUAUCCUCCGCAAUCCCUCUCUGCGCGACCACUCUCACCCACGAACUACACCUACAGCGCACAACAGUUGUCCCUCACGCGCGCGCUCCUGAAUUCCAAAAGGACGCUCUCAAAUAACAAACUCUCCCAGGUGUACACCCGCGCGUGACGUGGAUUCUUUGUUGAAAUGGUGUUCUCCACAAACAACAUCGUUCAAGAGUAUCGACCACUGGCUCAACAUGGAGAGUCUCACAACGCCGCCCUUCUUGCUAAGGUCAACCGCGAGAUUCAAGAGAAUGGCAUCGUUAGACCGAAAGGAUACCAGGUCUCGUGGCACUCGAAUCCUGAGAUCGAGAAGCAUCACUUUGGCCAUGCGCAUCCAAUGAAGCCCUGGCGCCUCACUUUGGCCAAGGGUCUCAUCAUGUCUUAUGGGAUGCAUGCUGCAAUGGAUACGUAUGUCUCACGACUAGCAACAAGGGAGGAGCUGGAAGACUUUCACAGCGAAGAUUACCUAGAUUACCUGAAGACUGCAAAGGUGGCAAUGCCGGAUGAUGAGACACCGAAAGAUUACAAUCUUGGAGGUUCGGAUUGCCCGAUCUUUGAAGGUCUCUUCAACUACUGCUCCAUGUACGCCGGUGCUUCCAUCGACGCUGCUCGCAAACUUUGCAAUAAUGAAUCCGACAUCGCUAUCAACUGGUCGGGAGGACUGCAUCACGCCAAGAAAGCUGAAGCAUCGGGUUUCUGUUAUGUCAAUGACAUCGUGCUUGCUAUACUACAGCUCCUACGAAAACAUCCGAGAGUCUUGUAUAUAGACAUCGAUGUUCACCACGGGGAUGGAGUCGAAGAAGCCUUCUGGUCGACAGAUCGAGUCAUGACUUUGUCCAUGCACAAAUAUGAUGGUCUGAACUUCUUCCCCGGCACCGGAGACCUGGACCGAACUGGACCGGACAAUGAAGGCAACCCAGGAGCUCACCAUGCGAUCAAUGUCCCACUCUCAGACGGAAUCGAUGAUGACCAAUACGUUUGGCUGUUCAAAACCAUUGUCGGAAAGUGUGUUGAGAAAUUCCAACCGACGGCAAUUGUCCUUCAAUGUGGGGCUGAUUCACUUGCUGGAGAUCGCCUUGGUCGCUUCAAUGUACAAGUCCAAGGUCAUGGGGCUUGUGUUGCUUUCUGCAAGUCCCUCAACAUACCUCUGUUGCUUGUUGGCGGAGGAGGAUACACACCUCGAAACGUGGCACGAGCAUGGGCACAUGAAACUAGCAUUGCGAUCGGAUGCGAUGCAACACUCGAUCCUAUCAUCCCGGAGCAUACACCCUACAGAGAGCACUUCAGACACAACACCUUGUUCCCCACUCUGGAACAGAUUCUUGGCGAACCACGCGUGAACAGGAAUACCAAGAAGAAAGUCGAGGACAUUGUUUCCACCAUCACAGAGCAACUGAGAUUUGUCAACAGUGCGCCAAGUGUUCAAAGUCAGGUUAUUCCUCCCGACCUUACUGGACUUAAGGAUGAAGUCGAAGAUAUGUUGAGGGAGGAGAGAGAGCAGCAGGAAGAAGCCAGGCGACCAAAAGAACAGGGGUUGGGUGUACCAAUGGAAUACUGAAUGAUGUUCUUCAGACCAGCUAGGCGUAAGGAGGUUGGUUGUCUCGAGUCUUGGACAUUCGGCGUUUAGAUAGCACAGAAAAGAUGGAUGGAUAUGUGCGAAUGUGCCGAAAUGUACCAAUAUUCCGGAUAUUCCAAUCAAUCAAUGAUGACUUGUACAAAUUGUUUCUUUCUGUAGCAACCCUCCUCAUCUCUUUGUCCAAGCGUGAUGCUGUUUGAUUGUAUACGAUGUUUGAAAUGCAAGAAAGCCGCUCCAGUCUUCCAUUCCCUUCUAUGGUAGAAUCUAAACAAGUGUGGCUUCGAAGGCGUUGAGCUGAUGGGUAUCUAUUCUAAUCUCAGGGAUUGCAAUGGGGCCCUUUGAACCUCUAAACACUUCUAAUAAA
This is a messenger RNA of Hyaloscypha bicolor E, 2250 nucleotides long. RefSeq names its product histone deacetylase domain-containing protein. The record is from RefSeq and is a predicted model, not a curated record. The coding region runs from base 453 to 1868 and encodes 471 amino acids. Lineage: Eukaryota; Fungi; Ascomycota; Leotiomycetes; Helotiales; Hyaloscyphaceae. The transcript has a single exon. Gene Ontology annotation, molecular function: histone deacetylase activity.